This is a messenger RNA of Scedosporium apiospermum, 1842 nucleotides long. RefSeq lists its product as uncharacterized. Gene Ontology annotation, molecular function: RNA binding; 3'-5'-RNA exonuclease activity. The record is from RefSeq and is a predicted model, not a curated record. NCBI's taxonomy places the organism in Eukaryota, Fungi, Ascomycota, Sordariomycetes, Microascales, Microascaceae. The coding region runs from base 1 to 1842 and encodes 613 amino acids. The transcript is spliced from 4 exons.
AUGUCGAACCAACCAGCUCCUCAGCUCAACAUCGACCGUUACGUCGUGAUCCAUGUGGCUACCACUUGCGAUGAGCAUGGUGUCUACGUGACAAAAGACUCGGCCGAGGUCAUUGAGCUCGGAUGGAUCCUUCUUGAUGCCAAGUCACUCGAAGAGGUUGCCCGUGACAGUGUUCUUGUUAAGCCCAUCAACACCCCGAUUACUCCCCUUUGCACGAGCCUAACAACCCUGACCUGGGAACAUGUACGAAAUGCCGGAACGUUCAGGGAUGCGAUUAACCGCUUCGAUGCGUUUGCCAACGAACACCUUACGUCCCAGAACCUCGACUUUGUUUUCGUCACCCUCGACUCUUGGGAUCUUCGCGUUCAGCUUCCCCGCGAGGCCAGAGACAAGGCCGUUGUUCUGCCUCCCUAUCUCCAGCACUCCCGUACUUUUGACCUCCGAACCGAAUAUCAGCGAUGGCAACAGCACCACCCCGAGUCUCUUCCCUUUGGGCCCUCGAUGCUUAGCAACAUCUGUGCCGCCCUCGAGGUUGAGCCCGUCCAGUCGAGCGCUCCGAUCAAGCAUAACCUGCCUUUUCACUUGCAGGCGCUCGCCCCAGCUUCCCCGCGUCGAGCAAUGGAGGAGGCAAUCACCCUUGCCCGUGUUCUCCGUGGCUUGAUUCGCAAGUCACAGCCUCCUCAUGAACACCCUGAUGUGCUCACUCGCCCCAUGGAUGCUAGAGCCGACGUGAGGGCCUUCCUUUCCGAGCGCAGCAAGGUGCUGCACAUGUCCGGCCUCCCCCAUGACACCACUCAAUCGGAGUUGGAGAGCUGGUUCACCCAGUUCGGUGGACGACCCAUUGCCUUUUGGACUUUGCGUACUCCAGAGCAGCACAAGCCAACUGGAACCGGCUUCGCCGUCUUUUCGUCUCACGAAGAGGCUGCCGAGAGCUUGUGUAUGAACGGUCGGGCGCUCAACGAGAAGGCUAUUGAGGUCUCCCCCUCGUCUAGCCGUGUUCUGGACCGUGCCGCCGAAAUUCUCACCCCGUUCCCUCCCAGCAAGAACCGACCCCGACCCGGCGACUGGACCUGCCCGUCUUGCGGCUUCUCCAACUUCCAGCGUCGUACCGCCUGCUUCCGAUGCUCUUUCCCCGCCGGUCCUUCCGGUGAUGUCGGCUACGGAUACGGCUAUGGCCCGCCGGCCAUGAUGCCUCCCCCGCAGCACAUGGGACACCACGGUCCCAUGGGCCAUGGCCACGGUGGUGGUCGUAUGGGAGGCAGCGGUGUCGUUCCCUUCCGUGCUGGUGACUGGAAGUGCGGCAACGAGGUCUGCGGUUACCAUAACUUUGCCAAGAAUGUGUGUUGUCUCCGUUGCGGUGCCAGCCGAGCUGGAGCUGCCGUGGUCGCCGACUCUGGCUACCCCUCGCCCAUGGAUGGUGGUUCGAACUAUCCCAUGAGCCAGGCGUCGAUGGGUAAUGCUCCCGGCCAUGGCCCCUUCGCUUCUCCCGCCGCCAGCUAUGCCUCCGGCGGUAACUACGGCGGUCAGCACUUUGGCGGGCCCCCUAGCACCUAUGCCCUUCCUUCUGGCAUUGGAGGAGGCGCUGCUCCCUACCCGUCGUUGAAUACUCACUUCGGCCCCAGCCCCGGCUCCCACUCUGCCGGCCCUUUCGAUAGCCGUGCCGCUGAGGCUGCUUUCCAGUCUGCCUCUAACGGCCCCGCCUCUGCUGGCCCAUCCAAUAAUUUCUAUAACCAGGGCGAGAACGACCCUUUCUCCUUCCUCUCUAGCGGUAUGGGUGGCCUCUCUGUGAGCAACGAGUCCCGCCAGAACGGUGGUGCCGCCCCCAGCAAGUCUCCCGCCUAA